Messenger RNA from Lodderomyces elongisporus, 834 nucleotides. It is a transcript of the gene BMH1, whose product is annotated as 14-3-3 family protein. The record is from RefSeq and is a predicted model, not a curated record. Gene Ontology annotation, biological process: signal transduction; intracellular protein localization. The coding region runs from base 1 to 834 and encodes 277 amino acids. Gene Ontology annotation, cellular component: cytoplasm. Lineage: Eukaryota; Fungi; Ascomycota; Pichiomycetes; Serinales; Debaryomycetaceae. The transcript has a single exon.
AUGACUGUUUCCCGUGAAGACUCUGUUUAUCUCGCCAAAUUGGCUGAGCAAGCUGAAAGAUAUGAAGAAAUGGUUGAAAACAUGAAGGCCGUUGCUUCAUCAGGACAAGAAUUAUCUGUCGAAGAACGUAACUUGUUAUCAGUUGCCUACAAGAAUGUUAUUGGUGCUCGUCGUGCCUCAUGGAGAAUUGUUUCAUCAAUUGAACAGAAGGAAGAAGCCAAGGGUAACGAGCAACAAGUUGCUUUGAUCAGAGACUACCGUGCCAAGAUUGAAGCUGAAUUGUCCAAGAUUUGUGAAGAUAUCCUUUCUGUCUUGAGCAAUCACUUGAUCUCUUCUGCACAAACUGGUGAGUCCAAGGUAUUCUACUACAAGAUGAAGGGUGACUACCACAGAUACUUGGCCGAAUUUGCCACUGCUGACAAGAGAAAAGAAGCUGCUGACUUGUCCUUGGAAGCUUACAAGGCUGCCUCAGACGUUGCUGUUACUGAGUUGCCACCAACCCACCCAAUCAGAUUGGGUUUGGCCUUGAACUUUUCUGUGUUUUACUAUGAAAUUUUGAACUCCCCAGACAGAGCUUGCCAUUUGGCCAAACAAGCUUUUGAUGAUGCUGUUGCUGACUUGGAGACAUUAUCGGAAGACUCGUACAAGGACUCUACAUUGAUUAUGCAAUUGUUGAGAGAUAACUUGACCUUGUGGACCGACUUGUCAGGAGCUCCACAAGGAAACGAAGAGCAACAACAACAACAACAGCAACAACAACCUGCUGCUGCUGCUGGCGCUGCUUCCUCUUCCUCUGCUCAACAAUCAUCAGAAGGUAAAUCCGAGCAAGAAUAG